Messenger RNA from Cuscuta campestris, 1308 nucleotides. NCBI's taxonomy places the organism in Eukaryota, Viridiplantae, Streptophyta, Magnoliopsida, Solanales, Convolvulaceae. The record is from the annotation of a GenBank genome assembly.
GCCAAAUAAACCUCAUCAAUUUUGAACCAGCCAAGACAUUUCAAGCCCACACAAUAUAUACUUCUAAUAUAUCAUCCAACCAAAAUGGCUCACAAUAAUAAUAACCCCUCCCCCCUCAUCUCUCUGCUAAUCCUCUCCCUUUCCCUCUGCGCAACCGCGCAGCAGCUCCGCCCGAACUACUACUCCGCCGUGUGCCCCAGCCUGGAGGCCACCGUGAGGGGGGUGGUGGCCCAGAAGUUCCGGCAGACGUUCGUCACCGUCCCGGCCACGCUCCGCCUCUUCUUCCACGACUGCUUCGUCGAGGGGUGCGACGCGUCGGUGGUGGUGGCGUCCACGCCGGGGAACACCGCCGAGAAGGACCACCCCGACAACCUCUCGCUGGCGGGGGACGGGUUCGACACCGUGAUCAAGGCCAAGCAGGCCGUGGACAACAUCCCGGGGUGCAGGAACAAGGUGUCAUGUGCUGACAUUCUUGCAAUUGCAGCCCGGGAUGUCAUUUCUCUGGCAGGUGGGCCAUGGUACCGAGUAGAGUUGGGGAGACGGGACGGGUUAACGUCAAAGGCGACAAACGUGGAAGGGAGACUCCCACAGCCAACUUUCAACUUGAAACAGCUCAACUCUUUGUUUGCUUCUCAUGGUCUUACCCAAACCGACAUGAUUGCCCUCUCUGCGGCCCAUACGGUGGGAUUUGCUCACUGCGACAGGUUCGCCAACCGGAUAUACAAUUUCAGCAAGCAAAGCCCAGUGGACCCAACUCUGAACCAGCAAUACGCGGCCCAGUUACAGUCUUCGUGCCCGACGAAUGUGGACCCAUUGAUAGCGAUCGAUAUGGACCCAGUCACUCCCAAGAAGUUCGACAACCAAUAUUACAAGAAUCUAAAGGACGGAAAGGGCCUGUUCAAUUCCGAUCAAGUUCUGUACAUGGACCCUCGGUCCAAGCCCACUGUUGAGUCGUGGGCCAAAAACCCAAAAGCCUUCCAAGAUGCGUUCGUAGUGGCGAUGACGAAAUUGGGCCGCAUCGGGGUCAAAACCGGACGGCGUGGGAAUAUUCGCGUUGACUGCGGAAGGUUUAACUAACGGCGGUCAAAUGGCCCGUAUUUAUUUGUAACCACUUGUGAAAAGAAUUCCAAUUUUCUUUUUUUUUUGUUUUUUUCCCUUUUUGAUGAAUUGUGCCAAAAUAUGCACAUUAUUAAUAAAACCGGAUACUUGUGUAUUAGUUUGCUAUUGCAUAUAAAAUUUAAUCAAUAAUAAUAUUGGCGUUGAAAAUUUGUAGGAAAUUGUUUUUAACCAUAAAUCUCACUAGAAUUC